Molecule: messenger RNA, 2721 nt
Organism: Microthlaspi erraticum
Lineage: Eukaryota; Viridiplantae; Streptophyta; Magnoliopsida; Brassicales; Brassicaceae
Source: the annotation of a GenBank genome assembly
AUGGAGUUCGAAUUCCGGCGUCGCGACUAUAGAGCUGAGCAUGAAUCUCAACUCCUUCCUCGUUCACGAACUCUCAAGCACCCUCUUUCCUCUACACUUGCUUCUCGUCAACAACAGGCUAAAACUGUCAGAGGUAGCGAUCUUGACUUCUUUGAUCCGUUGAUGAGGUUGGAUGUGAAUGCUUCAGAAGAAGAAGAAAAGGUUGAAGAUGCUUCUGUAUCCAUCGAAUCUGUAACUCAGGAUCUAAUGAAGGAGUGGAAAUCUCUUAAAAGAAUCUUGACGCAGCGGUUUCCUGUCUCCAAAGUGAUUUCAUUUUCUCCAGUAUCAAAUAUAAUAAUGAAAGGUUCCAAAGUUGAGAACCCUUCCACUCUUCCGCAUUUGGAAGAAACAGGCAGCGAACAAACUUGUGUGGAAGAAACUGCCAAAAUGAUCAACCAACAGGACUAUAUAGCCAAAGUACACGAGCUAAGAGAUGGAAUUACUUCAGCUUGGCAGGGUGGAGAUCGAGUAACGUCCUUGAAGUUAUCGAUAAAGGUGACAAAACUUCUGAUGGACACGACAGUUUUGCAAUUUUAUCCUACAGUCUUUGUCAUAGUCACUGACAUGCUAGAUAUGCUUGGGGAUAUGGUGUGGGAGCGGAUCAAAGAGAAAGCAGAACAUGAUGUAGAUGGAACACUGAUCUGCACCUUACUGAAUGAUUUUCAAGCAAGUGAUAUCUGCCUCGAAGCGAGAGAGACUUGCUAUAACUGGUUUUGCAAAGUUGGUUCUGUUCGAGAACUUCUCCCUCGCAUUUACCUGGAGCUUGCAAUUUUACCUUGCUGGCGUUUCCUCGUUAAUCAACCCUUGGAAGUUGUGGAUCGUUUAGUCAUGAUGGUGAGAGGUGUUGCAGAUACUCUGGCAUCUUUGUAUUGUCGUCUUUAUAUGGUGCAUCGUAUGCAGAAGUUGGGUUUCUGCAACUCAGGAUAUCUAGUCAAAUGCAUCAAGGAUAUUGAAGAUGUAUUGGCGCCUGUUAUAGUGGACAAGGACGGGUAUUCCUAUAUUUCAGACGACAAGAAGUUGCUUUUUAGCUUGAUGGAACCACCCAUUGAGUAUAUCACAAAAUGCUUACUGCUGGUUGGACGUCAGGAGAACAAUGUCUUGGGCAUCCUUGAGGAGCUUGGAUUCGGAAAGAAUAACUCUCAGUCGUCCACCAGCUCUUCACAUGUGUCCAUUUUACUUCAUUAUCUACUCAAGGAACUUCCAUCUGAAUUAGUUAGUUCACAAGCCAUGGAGAUCCUGCAUAUGAUCAAAUGCAGCAAUGAUUGUUCCUUUAGUCAGAUUUUGAAUUACAGAUUACUUGGGAAUAGGUUGUGUGAAGGGAGUUCUCAAGCAGGUUUUCUCAGUUCACUCAUCAGUGAAGUUUUUCAGGCUGCUUCUCUGUACCAGACGCUAUAUGACUACUUAAGAAUUAUGGACGCAUAUGUGGAUCUGUUGUUGCAGAACAAAAUGGAACAUCAUCUGGAUGCUCUCUUGGAUGAUAUUGUGACUCUAGCUCGCGACAAGUUUCUUUCUGAAGAAGAACAAGCAAGUUUGCAAUCCAUAAUUUUGAAGCUGCUCUCUCAUUUCGAGGACUUGCAAGAAGUACUCCCUCUGAAUCAUUUCAUCGAGAUUUUGGAUCUUAUGUCCGGGACUUCAAAGAGCAGUGUGAAUAUGCAUCUUCUUGACAUGGGUACCAGGAAUGGCUGCAUAUGUGAUUCAACAACAGUGCAAUUGCUUUUUGAAGUUUCUCAGGCUCUAUACGAUGCUACAGAUUUCAUUAACGUAAAGGAUGAUGACAACCGCCAGACAGCACAUUUAAUUUCUCGUUUUGUUGAGAUGGUUGAUUAUGGGGCAGAAAUGGAACGCCAUUUGAUGUUUUUGGCAGAGUGUCGUGAGGCCUUUAAUGGAAUACCUGAACUUAAGGAGACACUUGUCCGCUCAAGCAACACCUUAGCAGUAAAAGCACUAAAAGCAGGAAAGAAGCAUAUCAACUUUGUAAAAUCUUGCCUAGCAUUCAGCGAAGUGACCAUUCCAUCUGUUUCAACUCCGAUGAAACACUUGAAUCUUUAUCUCGAAACUGCUGAGGUUGCACUUUUAGGUGGUUUGAUUUCUCAUUCAGAUGGACUGGUCAUGUCAGCUGUUGAGUGUCUAGAAAAUGAAUCGCUGAGAGAUGGUCCAAAAUCAAUGGAUGUGGAUAGUAUGGCCUCGGUGGUAUGCAAAUUGUGCAGUCUCUUGGUAAUGGUCCCAGGUAAUCCGGAGAAAGGCGUGGUGGAGAUCCUUAAGAGCAUCGUUUCUGCUACUUGCUCUAGUUCAUGGGCAAUGCCGAGACUGAAGGUGAAGAUAUUGUGCGCUAUAAUUAAACUGUCGUCCACACUUUUUCAGGAUAAUCUGCCUUACCGUUCUGCGAAUCCUGAGAUAAUUGGAAAUGAUUUGCUGUUCUUUGGUGAUCCAUCAUACAAGAAAGAGCUCGUCUCGUGUACUCAGCUAGUUCUAGGUGAACUUGUAGACGCUAUUGAGCAAGAAUCUUCUUCACAGAUUGCUCGUGGGAACAUGGCGCUUGAAGCUUGCAAUUGCAUAUCAUCAGCACUAAUUAUGAAUGAGAAAGUCUCACAACUUUGCUUGAGACUGUUCGAAAUCGCAAGAGGGUGUUUGGGUGCCAAGGACAGAUACAUCGAAUCGACUAAGAAAUCACUCAAGUUGUGA